Coffea eugenioides is the source of this 3284-nucleotide messenger RNA. Its product is annotated as pumilio homolog 4. Gene Ontology annotation, molecular function: mRNA binding. Gene Ontology annotation, cellular component: cytoplasm. NCBI's taxonomy places the organism in Eukaryota, Viridiplantae, Streptophyta, Magnoliopsida, Gentianales, Rubiaceae. The record is from RefSeq and is a predicted model, not a curated record. The coding region runs from base 56 to 2995 and encodes 979 amino acids. Gene Ontology annotation, biological process: post-transcriptional regulation of gene expression. The transcript has 11 exons.
AUUUCUUGAAAGCCCAACUGGAUGCUAUUCAAUUACUCACGGUGGGAUUCGUAAGAUGGCUGAUGAGGGUGGGAAAGAUGACUGCUUGCUGUCAAGUGGGAGACUAAUGAGUGAUUCUGGUGAUGAUCUAAUGUUGGGAGGAUCAAGUUGUAAUGGGGAUUUAAUGAACAAUAGUAGUAUUCUGGAAAGUGAACUUGAAUUAUUGCUGCUACAGAAAGAGCAGCAGAGGCAGCGAAAUCGCGGCUUAUUUGUUGGAAGUGCGAGGGAUUUUGACAUUCACAGGAGUGGUAGUGCUCCACCAAGUGUAGAAGGGGCCUUGAGUGCUGCUGGAAGUCUAUCCAGGAAUCCCAAUUUUGCAUCGCUUCAUAGUACUGCUUCUAAUACUGGUACUGAUAGAGUUUUGACAGAAGAAGAGAUUAGGUCUCACCCUGCAUAUUUAGCAUAUUAUUAUUCAAAUGAGAAUCUUAAUCCGAGGUUGCCUCCACCAUUGUUAUCGAAAGAAGAUUGGCGGAUUGCUCAGAGGGUUCAGGCAGCAGGGUCUUCAGUUGAUGGGACUGGGGACUUGAGGAACAACCUCUUGGUUGACGAUGGUGUCAGCUCAUUGUUGCUGUCAAUGCAGCCUAGGUUAGCUGUCAAGAAGGCGGAAGAGGAUUUGAUUGAAUUAAGAAAGGCUGCAGUGAGGAACCUUUCGCGGAAAAGCUCCACAGAAUAUCUGGAAGGGAGCUCUUCUAGUUCUGUUGGCCUAUCAAAAGCUGGAAUGGGUGCGAGAAGGAAGAGUUUUGCAGAUAUAGUUCAGGAAGGAUGUGGUCAACCUGCAACAUCCUCAGGUCGUCUUUCACGGUCUGCUAGCCGUAACUCAGUUGGUGAUAUCUUGGAUUCGAGAACUAUAUCUGAUACCUAUUCUGGAGUAUUGCAAAAUAGAGCAGAAUCUUUUGAUUCAAUGCAUCGUGGGCAACUUACUUCAGGCUUGUCCAGGGAUUUAGGCCACCCCAGUGCUUAUCCAUGUACAACAGGUGCAUCUUUGACAUCUCCUCCAGGGUUCCCUGCUGUGGGUAGCCGAGUCUCCCUUGAUGCCAAGAAAAACAUCAGGGAUCCAAAAUCACAGGACCUUUCAUCUCAUGACACUGAAAUUUAUCAUAUUUUAGCUUCUUUCCCAGGAUUAACUGUCAAUAAAGUCAGCGAGGAUGCUCCUUUAAGUUCUCCGACUCCAAAUUGUCAUCAGCUGAAUAUGCAGCAGCACUUCAUUGACAAGUCUAGAGCUGAAAAAUUGAUCCCCGCUACCAAUCAUAAUGAAUUUUCCAGGGGGAAGAUGGUAUCACAGCUAGAUUAUGGGAACUUUAAUUUAGACAGACAAGUAAAUCUUCCAAGAAGAGCCUCUUCUUUAGUCAACCUUCAGUCACUAGUAAAUUCUUCUGAGUUCACAAUGUUGGACAACCCUAAUCUCCAAUAUCCAGGUUCACAUUUGGGUAAUGUUACUCUGAAUGGACAAAGCUUGAGGAGGAGUGGUAAUUUGGGUCUCUCUAACAUUCAUUCCCCAGACAUACGUCAGGCUCAUUAUUCAGAGAAACAGUUGAACUAUGCUACACAUGCAGCGGCUAUGCCAAGAAAUCUGUCCCACACAAGAAAUUACACAAGCACUUCUCACCCUGAUUUGCACCAAUUAGAGAGAAUGUAUAUUGAAACAUUGCUUGCACAACAGAAUCAACAUUGUCAGUUGCCCCUCUUAUCUAAAUCUGGAAGUUUGAAUCUCCAGUACCACGGGAUCCCUACAUUUGGCCUACACAUGUCUCAUCAAGGAAACAGAAUGCCAAAUGCCGUUCAUCCUACAGUGGAAUCUGGAGGUCCUACUUUUCAAAAUGAGCAACGUUCACAGUUUACUAUUGCAUUGAAAAGUCAACUGGGGGGAGCUAGUGGGACUAGAAUAGAAGGGAAGACCAUAUCACCAUUGUUAGAAGAGCUCAAGAGCAACAAGGGCAGAUCUUUGGAACUUUCAGAUGUUCUUGAUCAUGUUGUUGAAUUCAGUAUGGAUCAGUAUGGGAGUCGGUUUAUUCAGCAGAAGCUGGAAACUGCCUCUACUGAGGAUAAGAUUACAAUAUUUCCAAAGAUCAUUCCUCAUGCUCGAAGUCUGAUGACUGAUGUCUUUGGUAAUUAUGUCAUACAGAAGUUCUUUGAGCAUGGCACAGAAACUCAAAGAAAAGAGUUGGCUGAUCAACUUGUUGGUCAUGUUUUAGGCCUCAGUCUUCAAAUGUACGGUUGCAGAGUAAUUCAGAAGGCCUUGGAAGUGGUUGAUGUGGAGCAGCAGACACGAAUGGUGACAGAGCUUAAUGGUUCUGUUAUGAAAUGUGUCCGUGACCAGAAUGGUAAUCAUGUAAUCCAGAAAUGUAUUGAGUGUGUCCCACAAGAUCGGAUCCAAUUUAUUAUCUCAUCCUUUUUUGGACAAGUUGUUGCCUUGUCUACCCAUCCUUAUGGUUGCCGUGUCAUUCAGAGGGUCCUGGAACACUGCAAUGAUCCAAAUACUCAACAUUUCAUCAUGGAUGAAAUAAUGAACUCUAUAUGUACAUUAGCGCAAGACCAAUAUGGAAAUUAUGUCAUCCAGCACGUCUUGCAACAUGGGAAUCCCCGCGAACGGUCUGAAGUCAUUAGCAAGCUCGCUGGACAAAUUGUGAAGAUGAGUCAGCAGAAAUUUGCUUCCAAUGUCAUUGAGAAGUGCUUAACUUUUGGUGGUCCACAAGAGCGUAAAGUUCUGAUAGAUGAGAUGCUUGGUUCCACCGAUGAAAAUGAACCGCUACAGGCUAUGAUGAAAGAUCCCUUUGGAAACUAUGUUGUCCAGAAGGUCCUCGAGACUUGUGAUGAUCAAAGCCGCGGGCUAAUUGUCUCUCGUAUUAAGGUGCACUUGACUGCGUUAAAGAAAUACACUUACGGGAAGCAUAUUGUUUCUCGUGUUGAGAAGCUCAUAGCAACUGGAGAGAAGCAUAUGGCAGUAUCCUCUUCUUGAAUUGAAUGACAGAGAACCCCAUAUAACAAGAUGGGAUGGUGGCUCAGCCGCAGCGCCUUUUAGUUGAUUGGAACCUCUGCUACUUGUAGUUGUAGAUAGACUACACACUUCUUUUUUGCUUCCGUUGGAAUAAGACUUUCAUUUUGUCUUUUCCAUCUGUAUGUAGCCCUCUUAUAAAGUUUAUGCAUAGUUUUUAGAAAGUCAAGAAGGUGUAGUGAGAGGAAGAAUUUGUAUCGACUCUUUUCCUCAACGAGCAUAUGUAAGUAACUGGGCAAUUAUUUGUAGAGAG